AUGGACACCUUACGCGAGGUGCAAUCGAAUGAGCUCGAAGCUUUGAGUGCCAUCUAUGGCGAUCUAUUCACCGUCGCAACCAAUUCAAAUCCCGCGUGGCAGGGUGCUGCAAAUCUACCUGAAUAUAUCAUACAGCUCCAGCCUUUAGAAGAGGACCUUAAAAAUCAUGUCGCCGUCGAGCUACACGCUAAGAUACCCAAAACUUACCCAAACGUUCCCCCACAGCUUUCAAUUCGCAACACCAAAGGUCUUUCAGUAGACCAGCGUAAUCAGCUAGCGCAGGAGUUGCUUGAUAAAUCCAAGCAUUCUCUUCUUGGCGAGCCUAUGCUCUAUGAUCUCGCUAUAUUCGUUCAGGAGUACAUUUCUACUAAUCACACUAUUAUCGGUAACUCCAGUUUGGCUACUAAAAUGCAAGAGCGUCUCAGCGCCGUUCAAGCUGAAAAAAUGCAGCGCGAGGAGUCUUUCGAAGCAAAGAAACGCCAUAAAGAGUCUCUCGAGGCUGAUGAAUUGGCACAACGAAUCGAAUCUGAUAUUAAGCGCAAACAGGAACAAAUUCGUUCUGAGAAUGAGAAACAGAACACCCAAAUAUCUCGCCAAAGGCAGUACAGAAGACACGAUAUCUGGACAGAGAACUUUGAUGGCGAUUUCACUGUUCAUGUCGGAAAUCUCAUCUCUUCUGACGGUCUUAGCUCGACAUAUCUUUGCUCUGUCGCAAAGACCGACGACCUCCUUGAACUUCAAGUGUACAUCAUCAAUUCGGAAUACUACGAUAAGAGCGCAGGUAAAAAGAAGUUACAGGAAACUGCACGCACCCUAGAAGUAAUGUCGAAAAUAGAUUGUGAGAAUGUUGAACGAAUUUAUGCUUCGAAAUUGCGCCCUCAUCCUCAAUCCAACGGAAGCGUUAUAUGGGAGUUGCUUAUUUUGCACUCAAGGAGCAGUGGUAUGAAUACACUAAAAGAUCUUUUACACGCGUGCGAUAAUCUCCGUAUAGAUCUAGCUACCAACUAUCUAGUCCAACUACUCACUGGUUUACAAGAGUUGCAUAAGUUGGACGUAGUGCACAUGGAUGUAAACCCUUCAAACAUUCUCAUCUCUCCAGGUCGCAUAUUGAAAAUUGUCAAGCCAUCAUACGCCAAAACUAUCUCCAAUCUCCACCGCUCGAAUCCAAUCAACGAACGUAAAAUAUCCGAGACAUUUAUAAACGAAGCCUGGCAAGCACCUGAAAGUCUUGAAGCUUCAUCAUUUACAAGAAAAAGAGAUGUUUGGGAUGCAGGAGUGUGUUUCAUCAGCAUGGUGUUUGGAUUAGAUGCGACAUCUUAUCCAUCACCAGGAGUAUUAUUGGAUAAGUCAGGUGAUAUACCACAGCAGACACUCAACAUACUUUCUUACAUGCUCGAAGCCAAACCUUCGCAGCGCGGAUCAGCAAUUCAAAUACUAGACAGGAUAAACAGCGCCUCAGAAAACUCCUGCAGUGUGGCAACAACCAGACCGACAUCAAUCACUGCUCGCAAAACAUCCACACCUAGACCACCUCUAACACCAUCCGCGUCUGUCGCCCCACCUCCCAUCGAUCCAUUUUGGCAGUCAACGAGUCAACAUUCCAACAGCAGCAGAUUCCGAAGUGACUUUGAAGAAGUCGAGCAUUUAGGAAAAGGUGGCUUCGGAGAAGUAGUAAAAGCGCGUAACAGACUAGAUGGCUUGUUUUAUGCCAUAAAAAAAGUCAGACUCAAGCCUAAUACGGAUAGUAAGCUUUUCAGAGAGGUUUUGUCAUUGAGUAGGCUGAAUAGUAGAUUUGUGGUUAGAUAUUUUGGAUGCUGGAUAGAGGAAGCAGCGCAAACAGCAGCACAGCCGUUCAGUAAUACGAGUGAAGCGACCAAUACAAAGAAGGGCACUGCUGACAGCUAUAGCUUCUCUAUGCACAAACUUCUCAAUCCCAAGUUUGAUGAUUCGCUCAGUGUUGCAAAGACGGCAAGCAGAGACGAUGGUAUAUUCUUCGAAGGGGGUGAUGAGGAGGAUAGCGAGAACGACGAUGAGGAUGAGAGCGAGAACGAGAAUGAAAGUGAAGUUAGUAGCGAUAGCAGUAGCUUGAGUAGCCGUAGCUCUCAAGACCAAAACAAGAAAAACUUGACAUCUCACUCGCGCAUUUUGUACAUACAGAUGCAGUACUGCGAGAAAUUGACUCUAUCAGAGUCGCUUGAAGAAGGGUUAAGCACAGAAGAACGCUGGAAAAUCUUCAGACAAGUACUAGACGGACUGGCUUAUAUCAAUACUCUUGGCAUCGUACAUCGCGACUUGAAACCGAGCAACAUUUUCAUCGACGCACAAGGUGAUGUCAAGAUUGGUGAUUUCGGUCUUGCUACACUUGGAGUGAACGAUUCUAACAAUAGCAUGAUAUUUGAUAGGGCGCUAGUCAAUGAGUCGAGUGAUACUACAUCAGCUGUUGGUACGAGUCUUUAUAUUGCGCCGGAAAUUGCAAAUAGCAGUGGAAGAUAUACUGAGAAAGUAGACAUCUUCUCAUUAGGCAUAAUCUUUUUUGAAAUGUGCAACAAGUUCAGGACGGGUAUGGAGAGAGUCCAAGUACUGCAUCAAAUGAGACAGCCAAAGCCGGUGUUUCCAUCAACAUUUCCAGAUACUUUAGUAGAUGAAAAGAGACUGAUAGAGUGGAUGCUCAAGCACGACCAAAGUGAACGGCCAUCGGCCGCUGAGGUGCUCCAUUCAAGUCUACUACCUGAGACAAUGGAAGAGGAGUACUUUGAAGAAGCUUUGCGAGUUCUCCAUCCCGACCAACCGCGAUACCAGAAACUAGUUUCAAGGCUAUUUAACAACUCACCCAACGCACUGCAAUACCACACCUACGAUACUGGCGGAGGAUCGCUUUCUCCUGAUGCAAUUAUACGCCUAGUGCAGGAGCAUCUAGACUGGGUAUUCAAGCUACACGGUGCAGUGCCUCUCGCUUCGCCUCUCCUAUCUCCCAAGCCGGAUGAAAGUGAAGGUAUCAAAGACAAAGAAGUAGUCAGCUUGCUCGACAGCACUGGUUGUGUUGUGCAUCUACCUUACAAUGGUCUGGUAGGAUUUACCAGAAUAAUAUUGAAGCAGAACAUUACACGCACCAAACGGUUCUGGAUGGGAGGCCGCUUUAAGCGUAAUGUAGCGGGUGGCCAACCAAUUCAAGAAUCGGAGGCCAAUUUUGAUAUAGUGUCUCCAACGACUACCAAGGCAAUGGAGGGAGAGAUAAUGUCAGUAAUUGACAAGGUAUUAGAGCAUCCAUCAGUAAUAUCUUCAAAUUGGGAGAUCAGGAUCAAUCACUCAGUCAUUGUCGAAAUCAUCCUCUCACUCUUCCCAACCAAGAAACGUGCGGCAGUACUGGGAAUAUUCGACCAGCUCGGAAAGGGAGUGGGCAUGCCACAUGUACGCAGCCAGCUUACGGCGCAGAUAGACAACACCAAGAGUGUUGCGCGGCUAGAAGAGCUCGAGCAUCUCCUGAUCAGAGGUAAAGACCAUAAAACAAUGCUUACAGAGAUGAUGAAAGCACUCCCGCAUCACAAAGAUGAAUUGAAAGAGACGUUAGGCGAUCUAGACAGUACAUUUGAGUUCUUCUCUCGCCACCACAGCCGCCGGAAUAUAGUAUUUGAUACGACGACGUUAUUGAAUGACUCGUAUGACGACUAUGCAUCUGGAUUGAUGCUUGAUGUGAGCAGGAGGGUCGCUAAAGGACGUCGAGAAGCGAUGGCAAUCGGCGGGCGAUCUGAUAAUCUUCUGAAAAAGCUGUCCCACACUACAAGAACACUUCCGUUCAUGGUUAACCUGCGCAUUAAUGUAGAUGUCUUGGCUAGUUGUGUGAUGGAUUCCAGUAAUAAGAAGCCCAAUUCGAAAAUGUCGCCUGGACAGAAAAACCACAUGCCUCGUCGGUGUGAUGUUUAUGUUGGAAGUUUUGGUAAUACAUACCAGGGCAUGAUGAGCGAGAGGAUGGAUGUAGCUGCGCUAUUAUGGGAUGCUGGUAUUUCAGCUGACGUGAUGUACGACGGAUCGCAUACAUAUCAAAGUCCUGAUAUGUUGAUGGAAAGGUGCAGAGGCGAGGGAAUCACCUAUCUCGUGCUGCUCAAGGCGAACAGUACAGUAUUGAAGGUGCGCAAUACGCUGUCUAAAAAAUCAGAGGAGGAAGUCGAUCGACAUGAUAUCGUUGAUUUUCUAUCGAGGAAGCUGCGCCAAUCACAGGACGAAAUAUCGAGGACACAUGACAAAGAUACACCUGGUGUUGAUAUUCAUCUUGCCAUGCCAAGUGAGAUAGCGUGGUCAUUUAAAAAGGACGACAAUAAGAACAAGAUUAACAAGCGGAAUCGGGCCCUAAUGAGUGACAGAGCUGAGAGUGCAUUACAAGAAUUUGAAAAUGCUAGUAAGGCGAUGCUGGCUGUCGAUGUACCAGCAGUUGUCUUUGAUAGAAUGGCAAUGAACAGCGACUGGAUACGCGAUGACGACAAGUUUAAACAGGUUCUAGGUGCUGGCUCACCCCACAUAUCCUCUUACCUUCAUCUGAUAAGAGAGCGGGUGCGCGACCAGAAAACCCAAACGUCGGCUUGGCUGAUAUUCAAUAUAAAAGACAACAGGAUAGCUUUGAUUUGA
Wallemia ichthyophaga EXF-994 is the source of this 4620-nucleotide messenger RNA. Its product is annotated as Serine/threonine-protein kinase gcn2. Bases 1 to 4620 code for a protein of 1539 amino acids. NCBI's taxonomy places the organism in Eukaryota, Fungi, Basidiomycota, Wallemiomycetes, Wallemiales, Wallemiaceae. Gene Ontology annotation, biological process: regulation of translational initiation by eIF2 alpha phosphorylation; DNA damage checkpoint signaling. The transcript has 6 exons. Gene Ontology annotation, molecular function: protein binding; eukaryotic translation initiation factor 2alpha kinase activity; ATP binding. The record is from RefSeq and is a predicted model, not a curated record.